UCCCCGCCGUUUUCGCUUCCGGAUUGUGGCCCGCCUCUUUUCUGAUGACCAAUCGUCUACACCUUCCUUUACUCGUCUACCCAAUCAGAGUUUUUCUACCUGUGGAUGCUACUGUGGACAUGGAGAAGAUGGAGGAGCAGUUUGCUCACCUGCACAUUGUUAAGCGGUCCUCAGAACCUAAAGAUCCCACUUACCUGCUUGGCAUAGACACAUCGGAGACUGCACAAGCAGGGAAAGGAACUGUGGUUGCUGUUUUGUGUUCAAAUGGUUCAAUAAGAGUAUAUGAUAAAGAGACACUAAGCGUCCUGCGGGAGUUUAGUGGCCAUCCUGGACUUCUUACUGGAGUCAGAUUUGCACAUUCCUGUGACAUCGUGUACUCACCAAGUACUGAUGGCUCCGUAAAAUGUUGGGAUGCUCGAUCAGCCAGCGAGAAACCUGUCCAGUUGUUCAAGGGUUACCCUUCCAAUGUUUUUAUCAGUCUUGAUGUCAACUGUAAGGACCAUGUCAUUUGUGCUGGUACAGAGAAAGUAGAUGACGAUGCAUUGUUGGUGUUUUGGGAUGCCAGAAUGAAUGCUCAGGAUCGGUCUACUAGGGACCCACUUGGUACAUAUUCAGAGACACACAGUGAUGAUGUCACUCAGGUACGUUUCCAUCCCAGGGAUCCCAACUUGGUGGUCUCAGGUUCAACCGAUGGCCUGGUAAAUGUAUUUGACAUCAGUGUCGACAAUGAAGAGGACGCGCUGCUUGCAACGUGUAACUCCAUUUCCUCAGUGAGCUCUGUCGGUUGGUCUGGGAGAGAUUAUAAACAGAUUUACUGCAUGACCCACGAUGAAGGGUUUUGUUGGUGGGAUCUUAAUCAUUUGGAUACAGAUGAACCAAUUACACGUUUGAACAUCCAGGAUGUCAGAGAAACCGUUGACCUAAAUGGAGGUCAGUUGGACUAUUUGAUUGGUGGCUUAUAUCAUGAAAAGAUGGACAAAUUGUUUGUCAUUGGAGGAACAAAUACAGGAAGGAUUCAUCUAAUGAGCUGCGCCCCCUCGGGACUGACCCACAUGACCAGCCUUCAAGGAGGGCAUGCUGCCACCGUUCGGUCUUUCUGCUGGAAUACACUGGAUGAUUCUCUGCUAACUGGGGGGGAAGACGCACAGUUAUUACUGUGGAGACCUGGAGCGCUGGAGAAGACCUGCACAAAGAGAGACGGCAUGAAGAUGACAUCCAGUGUGCACCAGCGAGUGCGCAUCCACAGUAACAGUCCUCACAAGAGAAGGAAAAAGCAGUGAUGGGAAGUGACUUGAUAGACUUUAUGACUUCAGGUAAUUUUUUUUGUUUUCUAUCUGUAGUAGACAUUUUAAAGCUUUUCUGUAACCAAAAUAAAUAAAUAAAGUCAAACAAUCCUCA
Molecule: messenger RNA, 1398 nt
Organism: Jaculus jaculus (lesser Egyptian jerboa)
Lineage: Eukaryota; Metazoa; Chordata; Mammalia; Rodentia; Dipodidae
Gene: Wdr89
Product: WD repeat domain 89
Exons: 2
Coding region: 45-1280 (411 amino acids)
Molecular function (GO): protein binding
Source: RefSeq, a predicted model, not a curated record